Molecule: messenger RNA, 468 nt
Organism: Fibroporia radiculosa
Lineage: Eukaryota; Fungi; Basidiomycota; Agaricomycetes; Polyporales; Fibroporiaceae
Exons: 3
Coding region: 1-468 (155 amino acids)
Cellular component (GO): mitochondrion
Source: RefSeq, a predicted model, not a curated record
AUGAACACCGUCAUCACUGCCCGUGCGUCGGGCCUACGCACUGUUUUGCGCGCGAGCCGUGCAGCACUCGCUUUGCGCUCUUAUGCUACCCCUGCAGCCGUCAAGGAGGACGACGACCCGCAGCUUGCCGAUUAUCCUCGCCUGCCGUAUAUUUCACGACAGCGAUUGCCUGCUAGAGGUUGGGAUGACUGGCAGAUGAGACGCAAUUUCGGCGACCCUCUGCACGAGCAAGACGAGAUCAUCUCAAUGUGGGGGCCUGACGCAUCCGUAGUAGAGCCAUCGACAGCGCUCCGCCACUUUACAAUUGCAUUCUUGGGAUUCUUCGCCUUUGGUGCCACCGUCAAGUAUGCAUUAAUUCCUGAGAGGCCCUCGGUUCCUCGCGAAUACCCCUUCUCUGGACUUGUGACAGAGUUGGGUGGGUUGGAGGAGAACAAGGCAAGGCCAGAGGAUGAGUCUGAAGACGAGUAG